This is a messenger RNA of Spirodela intermedia, 590 nucleotides long. Lineage: Eukaryota; Viridiplantae; Streptophyta; Magnoliopsida; Alismatales; Araceae. The record is from the annotation of a GenBank genome assembly.
AUGAUUAUUCAAGGAUUAUUCAUUUACAACAUAAAUUUAUGUACCAUUCACCAAUUUUAUGAGGUCAACUCUUAAAUAUGCUUGUUGGAUUAAAUAGUAUUGAUUGUAUUGAUCUAUUCAAAUAUAAUCUAUUUUUUUUAUGUAAACCAUUGCAAUAUUUUAUAAUUUCCCACUUCAAAGGCCCUCAUAGAAUUCUUAUGCUCCUAAAAACUAAUGUAAUAAUUAUAAUAUCCAAGAACUCAUACUAUGGGAAAUUUUCUCACAUUUUGAGUGUUGUUGUUGUGCUUUGAACAAGGGAACCUCAAUAGAUGACAUUGAGGAUAGUGACUGAUCGUAUUUUAGUCGUUGAAUUAAAACACGAAAAUUUUAAUAUUAAAUAAAAAAGGGGCAAAAUAAAUUAUGCAAAUUCAUUUUCCAGUAUAUUUAAUUGCUGCCGCCACAUUUUCAGUAGUAGGAAGGAAGCAGCGACAAAGUGCAUGGAGAAGGGGAGAAGAACGAAGAGAAGUGAAAGUCAAUCUCGGAAAGAGGAGAAGAAAUAAGAGAAAUUAAAUCCAUCUCCGUCGUGUGUGUCACUCACACCACGGAGAUGA